Molecule: messenger RNA, 912 nt
Organism: Aspergillus affinis
Lineage: Eukaryota; Fungi; Ascomycota; Eurotiomycetes; Eurotiales; Aspergillaceae
Product: DUF4448 domain-containing protein
Exons: 2
Coding region: 1-912 (303 amino acids)
Source: RefSeq, a predicted model, not a curated record
AUGCAGCCAUUCCAGAUCUAUCGCCAUGCCGUGACGGCCACGAUGAUAGCGGCGGCAUUCCUCAUGGACAAGAGCUUCGGUACUGCUACUGAAUAUGACAACGAACGGUUGAACAUUUCUACCGCCGACUCUCACGGGAAUCUGUCCUCACAUCACCACGAAUCCCCUCCGGGCGAUUUCCCCAUAUGUACGGAUGUGAACGGGACCUUCGUACCCUUCUGCCUUCCCAUGGAUGGAGCAGAUGUUCAUGUCGACGCGACAUACUAUGUGACCUGGAACGCCGACUUCUAUCCCCUCAACGCGACGAUUACCAUUGAGCUGAGGUAUUCGAACUCGACCGAGGGGGAUUCGGCUUUCACCUCGGAGAAAACCGACAAUAGCUACGGCUACAUUCCUAUGCACAUGCAUGGAGAAUGGCUACAGGGAAAGUCGCAGAAUGCAUUGACAUUCUAUAUCAUCGAGCUUGAUCUUGAGUCGGAUCGACGAGCGAAUGCUCAGCAGGGACCAACCAUCAUACUUCGGCACAAGCCCGUUGAGCAUUGGCAGCCUUCUCCCCAGUUACCAUUCAACAAAAUGGCACUUUAUAUCGGACUCCCCGUAAGUCUUGCCGUUGUAGUGGCCGUUGUACUGGGCCUAUUCUUUGGUAUGCAGAACAGAAGAAAGAUCGGGAUUGGGAGUAUCAUGGGCUCUCGAGGUGCCGGAUAUGCGGUCGGAAAGUCCAGGAACCAACGCAUGGGUCAAAACCAAAAGGAAUCCGAAAGUGAUGGUCCGCCGCUUUGGAAACAGUUCACGGAUGAGACCGACUCGACCCUGCCCGAGAUCAACCAGUCCGCCGUGUUCGAUGACCUGGAGCGCACAGCAAGCUACGCAUUCAAUCGGGAUCAGUCCAAAUUCAAGAGCUGGAAAUUUUGA